AUAAUGCCUUACCUGACCGCUUAGACAGUCGUUUAAAAUGAUCUUUUCUUUUCGAUUCUAAAGCACCUUGCGUUACAAAUCGAUUUUUUUAUUAUCUUCAUUACUUAAUCAUUUUUAAGUGGAAUCUAAAAAGAUGGAAAGAUUUAUGGAAGAUGCGCUGCAACAAGCUCGCAUUGCGAAUAACCUCAAAGAGGUGCCGGUAGGUUGUGUUUUUGUGUACGGCCCAGCGCACGAAAUCAUUGCCCAGGGAUGUAAUCUAGUGAACGAAACCAAAAAUGCCACCCGGCAUGUCGAAUUUAUCUGCAUCGAUCAGGCGCUCGAGUAUGGGCGCCGGAAGGGAAUUGUUCCUGCGAAGUCGAUCUUCACCGACAUUACCGUCGUGGUAACCGUCGAGCCUUGUAUUAUGUGUGCUGCAGCGCUACUCAAUCUGGGUAUACGGGAAAUCAUUUAUGGAUGCCGAAAUGAUCGCUUCGGAGGAUGCACCGUGCUCGAUGUACCCAAAUUACUCCAGUCAACUGUUCCCAUCCGUGGGGGUGUACGAGCGGAGGAAGCCAUGGAACUGCUGAAAGAAUUCUACAAAGGGGAAAAUCCCUCCGCUCCCGUGCCAAAGCCAAGGGCCAAGAGUUUGGGCGCUAAAACGUGAAGUGAUUUGAAAUCAAUAUUAUUUUUACUCAUUUAUACAACACAUGGAAUAAACGUAAAUACACAUCUACAA
Messenger RNA from Anopheles coustani, 715 nucleotides. RefSeq names its product tRNA-specific adenosine deaminase 2. Gene Ontology annotation, biological process: tRNA wobble adenosine to inosine editing. Lineage: Eukaryota; Metazoa; Arthropoda; Insecta; Diptera; Culicidae. Gene Ontology annotation, cellular component: cytoplasm; nucleus. Gene Ontology annotation, molecular function: tRNA-specific adenosine-34 deaminase activity. The record is from RefSeq and is a predicted model, not a curated record. The coding region runs from base 134 to 643 and encodes 169 amino acids. The transcript has a single exon.